GACACUUCAUCUCCACUGUCAAAAAACUAUUAUCCCACACCAAACAUUAACUAUUAAACAUCUAUACUUUCACCAUGUCAAACUCUCGUGGUUUUGAGGCAUUAACAACCACAACAGGUACCAGCAGUCACUACAUAUAUUUUCCUGCUGAAUUAAACGACCGCGGCAAGACCGUAAGAAGAAUUAUAGUCUUCAGAAAGUCGAAGGUUGAAUAUGCAAAUGCUGAUCAAACUACACCAGAAGAUCGCGAGAGAGUCAAAUGUUAUGUCAAAGUCGGUACUAAAUCUAGGAAUUUAAUUGAUGAAGCGAGGACACUCGACAGAUAUCUUUCUGAAGAGCACGAUCCAAGGAAUAAAAUGAACCGCGUAAUGACUGCCUGGGCAUCGAAGGGCUGGGUUUUUGACGCCCAGGGCAAACCUCUUCCAUCUUCUCCUUCAGCUCCAUCUGAACAGCCAAGGGCCAGAACAGACAUAUCAAAAAGUACUCAUCCACAAACUUCGUCUCAACCGGAAAAAGCCAAUAAAAAAAGAAAGGAUGUAAAGGUGGGACCUUUUCUGGUGUCAGAGACUAAUUCCGAUUCCGGUAGUGAAAUAGUCUCUAGUAAUCGUAAUCUCUUAACUUCAUCUAGACAAACAGACGCCAAAAACGAAAGAAACAAACCAAGCAAGGGACCUUUGAAGGUGUCGAAUAGUAAAAUCGUCUCUAGUAAACCCCCAACUUUGUCUAGACCAACAAAAGCCAAUAACGAAAAAAGCAAACCAAGGAAGGGACCGUUUCUGGAAUCAGACAGUGAAUCUGAUCCCGAAUCUUUAUUCGUCUCACAAAAAAAAACUUGCAAUCCGAAGUCUGCAGUAGGUGGCAAGGAGAGGGUGGGAAGAGGAGGAGAGAGAACAGCACAAGAUAAAAUGCCAAUCAGGAGUUCUUUAGCAAGGGAAUUAUUUCCGUCUGAUGAAGAUAAUGAUACCGCAGCUUUAGAAUCGCGCCGCAGACCAAAAACCGCAGAAAGGGGCAAGAAUGCAGAUCUUACUGAGCCUGCCAGGAAGAAGAUGGAUACUACUGAUUUCGCAGGCGGAAAGUCUAAUGACAGAGAGCGCCGUGGAAAUUCAGGGCUCAAGAGAGUUGAAACAACUGGUGAACGAAGUGUUGGAAUCGCAAGGAGGCGUGAUGAUCGUAGUAGGAGCCCUGGCAGAAUUCCCAAAAAGCCUGAAGUUCAGCGUCAAAGAGGAGAGGGCUCCCACAAUUCCUCUCAUCCGACGGAAGGAGUAACAGUAAAGAAAGAAAGCAGGAGCACAGGUAAGGAGCAUUCAUCUAGACCACGCGGCGAUGAGCUUGCAUCAAACGCAAACAUAUAUCGGAAGUCUAAAAGUCUCUAUAAAGGGCCCAAAGCAAAUUGGGUAGAGGAAGAUCCAAACAGAGCACCAACAGAAAAGGAGCUACGAGAUAUGGAACUAGAGGAUGCCGAAAAGCAGUGGAAAAAGAACGGUGGGGGGCUAUUCUAGUCAAACUGGGCUUAGACUCGAAAAAAAUUGGAAGGAUAAACAUUGACAAUCUUGUUGGGGAAAUAGAUGGAGCA
This is a messenger RNA of Botrytis cinerea B05.10, 1573 nucleotides long. RefSeq lists its product as hypothetical. The coding region runs from base 75 to 1499 and encodes 474 amino acids. Lineage: Eukaryota; Fungi; Ascomycota; Leotiomycetes; Helotiales; Sclerotiniaceae. The transcript is spliced from 2 exons. The record is from RefSeq and is a predicted model, not a curated record.